Messenger RNA from Vitis riparia (riverbank grape), 585 nucleotides. RefSeq lists its product as uncharacterized. NCBI's taxonomy places the organism in Eukaryota, Viridiplantae, Streptophyta, Magnoliopsida, Vitales, Vitaceae. The transcript has a single exon. Bases 1 to 585 code for a protein of 194 amino acids. The record is from RefSeq and is a predicted model, not a curated record.
AUGGCCACACAACCCAACCCUUCGGAGUAUGUCUCCCACGACUCCAAUCCUCACUGCAAGUGUGAUCACAGACUCGUCCCUCCGGAGGAUGUCUCCCACGACUUCUAUGCUUACUACAGGUUUAAUCCCACUAGAGACACGCCCAGCGACGCCAGAAACACCUUGCUAGUAGUAGGCACCUUGAUUGCCGCCGCGACCUUCCAAGCAGGAAUCAAUCCUCCAGGCGGAGUUUGGCAAGACAAAACCAUUGUGGAUGGAGUCCCUACACAUCCAGGGAAGGCCAUCUUGGGUUCCGAGAAGGCUGCGUUCACAGUCUUUCUUUUCUUCAACACCUUAGCGUUUUCUUCUUCGCUGCAAAUGAUUCACUAUCUCAUAAUCGGCUGCCCUUUUUCUUUUGAGGUGCUGACUGCUAUAUACUCCAUGUCCGGCACCUACGGCUUCUCAAUUGCUGCUGUGGAGCCUCCUGGAGCAGUCAAGUUCUGGUACAUCAUGAUUGCGUUUUUGUUCCCAUAUGCCGUAAGAUUGUCUCACCAAAUUUUCAAGAAGUACAAGAAGAGAGGUGAUGCAAAUCAGGGGGAAGGAUAA